Brettanomyces nanus is the source of this 1554-nucleotide messenger RNA. RefSeq lists its product as uncharacterized. Gene Ontology annotation, cellular component: nuclear chromosome. Gene Ontology annotation, biological process: meiotic cell cycle; positive regulation of transcription by RNA polymerase II. The record is from RefSeq and is a predicted model, not a curated record. Gene Ontology annotation, molecular function: DNA-binding transcription factor activity; DNA binding. The transcript has a single exon. Lineage: Eukaryota; Fungi; Ascomycota; Pichiomycetes; Pichiales; Pichiaceae. Bases 1 to 1554 code for a protein of 517 amino acids.
AUGAACGACGAAUUCGCACAGUUUUUCUUGCCUGGUCUGGAGUUUGAUGAUACUCUGUUCACUUCGCUCUCCCGUCAGCCCUCGAUACGUUCCGUAUCGGAUAAUUCGGAAAAACCUAUUCUUAUCACAUCUCGCACCGGAUCUGAUGAUAUUUCUGUUGUCGAUGAUACCGUUUUCCCCGAUAUUAGGGGGGUCAGAACGUCGCAUUAUUCUAGUCUAGUGCCUCUAGAGGCCUCCGAGGCUUCACCACGUACUCGCCAGGCUGUUUUUCACCAGGAUUAUGAUGGUGGUUCCGCAGUUAAAUAUCAGCAGGCUUCUUCCACUUCAACUUCUUUUCCACAAGAUUUAUGGGGCUUAUCCUUUCCUCCGAGUCAGAUUUAUACCCCAUCCAGUAUGACGUCAAUUAGCCAGUGGCUCGGGUCUGACUCAAGAUCUCCAAUUGGUUUGCAUGCGAAUGAUUCUAAUGCAUCCAUUCGAGCUUUGGAUGAAAUAGGUAUGCCUAUAUACCAGACUUCUCCAAAUCAAGAUUCUUUGGCCAAAAAUCGUUCUCUUUCUGCUAAAAAAUUAAAGAAUGUUACAGAAACGUCAAAUAAAUCUGAGUCUUGUCACCAAAAAGGCAACCCUUUGGCUUUGAAAACCGUACCACCACCAUCGGUUCCUCAACUAAUAAACGUUUCCGGGGAGCCGGUCUUCUUUUCUGCUUCAGGUAAUCUGGAUGGUCGAUUCUACUCUAGCAACAAAUAUCUCGCUACUAGCAAGAAGGAUGAAUUUCCGAUAGCUUGCUAUAGAAGGAAUUAUAUUGUUCUUGAGACGGUACUUGAAUUCUCUGAUCUUCCCCAUGUUCUGAUUUGUGAAGAUGGAUCUCGAUGUAAAGUGCGUUCCAUUAAGAUGUCCGUUUCAUCAUCUUCGAACUUUUCUAGUAGUCCAGUGGAUCUUUCACUUUUCAUAAAUCACAAGAAAUCCAUCAAAGCACCCCAAGGGUUACAGGAAACUCUAAUGGAAUCGUCAACGAUUGCGUUGGACCCAUCUAAAGGAAAACAGAAAAUCGUGUUAAACAGAUUUCAGUUCAAGAAAGCAACCCCUAAUAACGGUAAACGAGUUAUCAAAGAUUAUUACUAUUUAGAUGUUAGGAUCGACCUUGUGGUAUUGGGUUCAGAUGGAAUCGAGAAAGAAGCUUCCCUUACCAUGUUGAAGUCGAAUGCGAUAUCGGUUAGAGGUAGGAAUCCAUCCUUCUACAAUGAUAAAAUGGAUAUCUUCAUUAAAGAGGAUGAGCACGGCAAGACCUUGCGAAAGCGACUUUCAAAACCUCUGGUUCCUCAAAAGGUCACUGAAGAAAACAAAACCCCACAAAAUAUAACCCUAAAGAUCCAUUCCAGAUACAAGUAUUUUCCUAUCAAGUCAAAUUAUUAUCUACCCCCCUUACGCGCUUACUAUCUACCGCAUAGUGCAGCUCACAGAGAAGUUAAGGUUGACGAUUUGAGGUUGAAGAGAAGAAUGAGCAAUGUCCCAACAUAUAACUUCUUUAUCCGUCGUAAAGAUAAGGUUACUAGCUGA